AUGUCUUCAGAUCAAACGCUCACAGACACCAGGGCUGACGAGGGACGAAAAAGCAGCUUCUUCUCUCCUCACAUGAAGGUGGAAAGUGUCUGUAAGCUGACCUGAACUCACUUCAACAGGUGAGGAUCCUUCCAGAGAAAUCUGUUCAUGUUUGAGGAUCAGGAUCAGUGUUUUCACGUGGUGCUGGAUCACUGUUGAACUGUAGAAAUCUUUCUUGAUGCUGAUUGGCUGUUUGAAAUAUGUUGUAGAAUUUCUCUCUGAGUUAAAGAGCAGUGAUUUCAGACAGAUCCACCUGCUCUAUAGUUGGUGUUUGUGGAGUCAACUCAGCAGCACUUUGACAGUAAUCUAAGUCACACCGUCAGGGAAAAAUGCAGGGCAUGUCUGAACUAGUCUGUCAGCCUGGAUCAACGGUCUACCCUUCUGAGGACUUCCUGGUUGAGUCGCCAAAUGUCCCUACCCUCAGGCUCGCGUCACGACUAACUUGAAGAAAAGCUGCGGAGCACAGCAGUUGUUUUUUAAUUGUGCGACCUUUCAUACAUACAAUACACACACUAAACAAAAGACACAGACACAAAACAAUAAAUACAUACAAGCACACAGGGGUUACUACCAAACAACAAAGUGGCAACCAAAAAGAGGAAAGGACUUUACAGAUCAUUUACACAAAAUUCAUCCAAUGGUUGCAUGUUUUGUAUGAAGGAGUAUGAGGGCCACAUUGAGAAUUCUGUGCUUCAGUGUAGGUUUCACAAACAAGGAGAUACUUCAUCCUUUGGGACAUCAGCAUUACAUUGUCAUAAGUAUAUGGACUUUAAAAAGAAUAUAUGAGAAAUGAAUCUUUUCCACAGAAGAAAAAAAAAGAAAAACAGGUGGACUUGGAGGAAAUCGCUGCUUUUGUGGAGGCAGAUACGGAUAUGCAGAGGAUAUAUCUGUCAAUGCAGCCGUAAAUAGCCGUGAAUGACACUGGGCUUUAGUUUAUGAUACGAAUACAUAUGGCAUAAGGCGUUGUUGACGCUGCAAGUGUAGGUUACCGCUGGUGUCAGAGACGUGGUGCGGAGAAUCACAAAUGCUGAUCAUCAGUUGGAUUGUUUCUUGAAAAACCACAAAAGCUCUCUGAAAGACCUGCUGAUGCAUCCACCGAUAACCCUGCAGCUGACCAGUUCCACCCAUUUCCCCUCCACAAAAGCAGCUUUAUGACUUUAUUUACUCUAUGACUUUAUUCUUUAGAAGUUUACAACUUUAAUCUCUAAGUCUUAAAAAAAAAAUUGUCUCGAUGUGGCCCUAAUACUUGGAUGUAGUUUUGGCAGCUUUCUUAUUUCGAAUGUUUUUGAUUGUGGAAGCAGAGCGGAUCAGUUCUUUUCUAAAGAGUAUGAUGUUUGGUUUGCAGAUUUUAGUGAGUUAAGAGAGCACGCGCUCAUGGAGCCUGAGUUGACUGUGUUUUUGGAUUUCCUUUAUAAUCUUUGAAGAGGAGCUGCGUCUCCAAGCGAGUGCGGCCUCUCACCCAAAAUGCGCAGCUGUGCAGCGGCACACAAAGAAUUCUGGGGAUUCCAAGGCCACAAGCGUGCAUAAAUGCACGCUUGAAAAAGGGGCGGAGGCAGGGUGGUUUUGGGACCACAAUUUAAGCGCUUAGAAUCACAAGCCAAAUGGGACACUGUUAGCGCCGUGUGAUGACAUCACACACACUUGGAAUCCACACUUUGACGGUGCAGACCCUGAAUUGAGACACAGCCUUAGUUUUACUGGAGACCCUUUAGCAGGGUCAAAGUCUCAGUGGUCCCAUAGGUUUCAGAUAAUUUUAGAUGGACCACAGCCAGCCCCGGGUGAAAGUGGACUCGGUGUUUGAUUGAAACCCCUCAGCUGUUAGGGGCCCCUAUGAGACAGAAAAUGAACCAUCCUAGGUCAAUGUAAAACAAAAGAUUUUUUUUAAUCAAACUCAUCGAAUAUGUCGAUUCGAAGAGACUUUUUUUUUGUUUCACUCGUUCUCAUUUUAACAAUAGUGUUUAUGUGAUAGAUUAUUGUGAUGACCACAGUGUAUAGGAGAGUCUGGGGGCUGUAACUCAUUCUGGACUCAUCAGAUCCUGUUUCAGGCUCCAACAAGGUUUCUGUCAGUCCUGAAUAUUUGUGCCAUGUUAUUGAGAGGAAUGAGAACUGAAGUGUCCUGUGGUGUAAAAGCUUGUUGUACUGACUGAGCAUGUUGUUGUGUUUGUGUGAAGGUGGGGGCUCUGCUAUGAAUCAGUGUGAGGACAGAGAGGAGGGAGCCCCUCCCUCUAAAACCACUCUGUGGGGGGAACAUGACAGCCAGACCAAAGCUCAGAGGUGAGAUGAGGAUCUCCAACUGUCCAUGACUCUUCUCCAUGUCAGAGCUCAGCACUCACAUCACUACACCAUCACUAUUAUUCACACACAGUCCUCUUUCUUUCUAUCUGUUAUUCUGUCUGUCUAAGACCUGAAGAGCAGCACAGACCAGACUCUCCUGGACCUGCUUCCAGCUGUGUGUCCUUCAAGAGUGACUGGUCAAUGGACAGAUCACUUAAUUUCAAAGAUGGACAUGAGUCUGAUCGUCAAAAGUAAUAAUCUAUAACAGCAGCACUCAAACCUGGAAGAUUUUCAGUGUUCUUGUUUCUUCAUCAGUGUUUGUGUUUCUGUCAGAGUCAAACACGAGAGACCAGACUCUCCUGGACCUGAACCCAGCUGUCUGUCUUUAAAGAGUGACGGGUCAAUGUUCAGACUUAUUGAUUUCAAAGAAGGAGAUAUUUGUGAUGAGCAAAGGUGAGCCUUUCAAACUGAACUUUCUUUUGUUGUGUGUGAAACUUUUCAUCCUAACUGUGGUCAGAGUUUUCUCUGUGAAGGUGAAGAUUUUUCAGAGUUUUAGUGUUCCACAGAGUUCAGCAGCAGAGAUCAGAGGUUCCCAUUGGUCAGUCUGCCCAGGAGCAUCAAACACAGCUGGACUCCAUAUUUAUGGUACGUGUAAAUGUACAAGCACAGCUCCUACUGAUCAUCAGAGCAGACACAUAUUUGGAGGUUUCUGGAUUGUUUCCUAAUGACACUGCAAAAAUCAUCUCUGCCUGA
Molecule: messenger RNA, 3066 nt
Organism: Xyrichtys novacula (pearly razorfish)
Lineage: Eukaryota; Metazoa; Chordata; Actinopteri; Labriformes; Labridae
Source: the annotation of a GenBank genome assembly